AUGAGAAGCACUGAGUGGGGAGGGGAAUCCAGCCCAUACCCACGAGUGAAGAAUGGAGCACUCGGUAGUGAAAGGGAGAAAGAGGUAUUUGGCAUAAAAGAUGACAGCGAAGGUUCAGGAACCCCAACACAGAAGGACAGGAGCUCUUUUGAGAGGGAGCUUGUCGGGGAGAAGAGGAUGCUAAAGGAAUGCAGGGAGUCCCUGGUGUGCAUGAAAUGCACUUGGGCUAUACGUGGGUUCAGCGUGGGAAGCCGGCAGGGGACAUCCCUGGAUGGAGAACCAGUACCUGAGCAAUGGCUGACAGCCCUCUAUUUUGGAAAGGUGGAGGGCGAGAAUGGGGGCCGACAGGCACCUUUUUGGGCAUACAUCCUGGGUGCACUAGGACUUUUUAUCUACCAGUCUCUGGAUGCCAUUGAUGGGAAGCAAGCCAGAAGAACAAACAGUAGUUCUCCUUUAGGAGAACUCUUUGAUCAUGGUUGCGACUCUAUUUCCACAGUUUUUGUUGUCCUUGGAUCCUGCAUAGCAAUCCGACUAGGAACAAAUCCUGACUGGUUGUUUUUCUGUUGUUUUGUGGGACUGUUCAUGUUCUAUUCUGCUCACUGGCAGACAUAUGUAUCAGGCGUACUAAGGUUUGGAAAAGUUGAUGUAACUGAAGUUCAGAUAGCCAUAACAAUGCUACUCUUGGUAUCUGCAUAUGGUGGCACAGCAAUAUGGGACUAUAAGGUCCCUUUGGUGGGCUUGGAACUGAAGUUCUUGGCAGUUUUUAGCAUACUGUGUGGAACAGCACUUUCUUUUUUCAGUUACUUCCGUAUCAUCUUUGGUGGAGGGGUUGGAAAGAAUGGAUCUACAAUAGCAGUGGCUCACAUGACAAAAAGUGAAAUCUGUCUUCAGGACACUGCAUUUAUUGGGCCAGGACUUCUGUUUUUGGACCAGUACUUCAACAGUUUCAUUGAUGAAUAUAUUGUUCUAUGGGUAGCAUUGUUCAUAUCCUUGUUUGAUAUGCUGAGAUAUGCCACUGGUGUAUGCCUACAGAUUGCUGCUCAUCUUCAUAUACAUGUCUUCAGAAUUUCAUCUCAUCAAGCUCCUGAACAGGUUCAAAACCAUAAUGACUGAUUAAAUAGGUCAAGGACAAGAGGAGAAGCAGUUAGGGGAAUGUUGAACGAAGCUGCCUCUCUUUUUGGGGAAGACAGAUUAAGCUUUUCAAGAAAAUAGUUUUAUGAGAAAGCUUGCGCUAUCCCAGAUAUUACCAGAUG
Fulmarus glacialis (Northern fulmar) is the source of this 1253-nucleotide messenger RNA. RefSeq names its product cholinephosphotransferase 1-like. The coding region runs from base 1 to 1113 and encodes 370 amino acids. Lineage: Eukaryota; Metazoa; Chordata; Aves; Procellariiformes; Procellariidae. Gene Ontology annotation, biological process: phosphatidylethanolamine biosynthetic process. The record is from RefSeq and is a predicted model, not a curated record. The transcript is spliced from 9 exons. Gene Ontology annotation, molecular function: ethanolaminephosphotransferase activity; diacylglycerol cholinephosphotransferase activity. Gene Ontology annotation, cellular component: Golgi apparatus; endoplasmic reticulum membrane.